Drosophila ficusphila is the source of this 1861-nucleotide messenger RNA. RefSeq lists its product as uncharacterized. The record is from RefSeq and is a predicted model, not a curated record. The transcript is spliced from 9 exons. NCBI's taxonomy places the organism in Eukaryota, Metazoa, Arthropoda, Insecta, Diptera, Drosophilidae. Bases 368 to 1843 code for a protein of 491 amino acids.
AAACAGACGCAUAAACAGUUUCCGGCCACAACAUUUACGCGCAUUUUCAUUGCGAUUUCGCUGCUGGUUUUGGCUGCUGUUUGAAUCUAAACAUAGUAUAGGCCAAAAUAAAAAGCAAGCUAAAAACAUUCGGCAAAAACGGAAAGUUAUCCAAAUGAAACCACAGUUACGUUUAAUCAGAUAACAAAGAGCGCAGGCACACGCAACGCAACACACAGACAAUCACAGACAAACACAACAAAUCCCGAGAGCGGUCAACAAUUAGAGAAGCGCACAACAAACAAGCCAACAAACAAGCAACCAACCACCAGCACCACCACCAUCAACAAGUUCACCCACCGGUCGCAUUUGAACCACCGAACUCAUCAUGAAUUUAAUGUUUCGCAAGAAUUUCCGCGAGGGGGCGAGCAAAUCAGGCGGCGGCGGGGGAAAGCUGCAGUCCAAGGCGAACAGGACGAAGCGUUCCCGGGACAUGGGACUCGUCCAGCAGCCGGAGGAGAUUCACUACAGGACCCACCUCUUCUUCUCGCCCAACAGACCCGGCUACGAUGUGGGCGAAGAACGAUGUAGCGCCCUGUCAGGCAUCCCGAGCACCCCGCUGUCGAGCACCGCCCCCUCGCUGGCACUCCCCGGCAAUCUGCCGUACGAGCUGGACAUUCCGCAGCCGCUGGUCGACCGCCGGCCGUCCGUCUCCCUGAUGCGCUGGAGCAGCAGCGGACCGGGUACGGAGAGCAGCAACAACAACAGCGCUAGUAACAGUCUGAUCCGCCUGCAGCAGCAGCAGCAGCAGCAGCAACUCCAGCAGCAAAUGCAGCAACAAAUGCAGCAGCAGCAGCAUCUAUUGGCAACAGCAACAGCAACAACACUGGGGUACGCUGAUGCAACGGUGGCCACGGCAACAACAACAUUGCUAGCGGCCGCAGCUGCAGCCACGCGGCAAGUGAACUUCGGUGGUGGCGCCAACUCGGGAGUCACACGAGCGGAACCCAUUUCACUGGCCACUCUGGAUCGCGACUGCUUCAUCAUUCCCGUGCACAGUGUGGAUCGAUUCCUGCCAGCCGGAAUUCCACUGCCUGCUUUAAAUGCCGAGGGUAAGGCCACGAGUCCUUUAAGCGUACUGGAAGUCUCAGAUCCCAAGCUCUGCAUCCUGGUGCACUUGAUGAGUCCCCUGGAGGCCAUAGAUCCGGUGAUGGAAUCGCCGCUUUCGCAUCCGCUGCUCAAACAGCGUUCCAUUGCCUCCGAACUGGUGACUGAAGUGCAGCAGGCCAACACGGCUGUGGGUGGAAUGCUGCUGGCCAACAUGGAAAAGAACUCCGAGUUCCCCUUCAUCUCGUACUAUCUGAUCAACACACUGCAAACGGAUCCUUCCAGUUUUUAUGCCGGACUGCGCGUCUCCUCGCUGUCCAAAUUCGAACCAAAGGCCCUCAAAUACACUGCCGCCCACACUUUGGAUCUGUACAGCGAGGUGGCUGCCAUUUGCCGGCCGCCUUUGGUUUUGCCCUCGAACGAGGCCGGCAGCUUCAAGAAAUCGCAGACCGCGGCCACCGGCUACAUUAUUAGCGUGUUCAAGGUCUUCGAGGGCGACGAUGGCGAGCGAUUCGAAAAGAAUUGGCUCUACUGGACUGGCGCCCGAAUGUUGUACAGAUACCUGCCACGUGCCGCCGGCCUGAGGCGCAUCGCCCUGCACAAGAGCACCUCGCAGAAGGGCGACAAGAUGUACCUGCUGGUGUGCGAGUGCGCCGAUCUGCUCAAGGACAUUUCGCUGGCGGCCUUCCUGAUUCCGGCACUGAGAGCCAGACUCUGCGGAUACACGGGACUCUAUCGACCAAUACAGGCCUUCUAACUCCUUUUCUAACUCCUG